UGUUCAUUCACCUCACCUCAACCUUUGAUACGCCAUAUCCUAUCUUCCUAUCGCUGAUACAAAUGAUACUAUCAUUAGCAAUAUGACCCCUGCCACGGACACAGAUACUGGCCGCAAACGGCGUGCUCACAAAAAGUCCCGAGGUGGCUGCGCGAACUGCAAGAUAAGACGGGUGAAAUGCGACGAGAAACACCCUGAAUGUCACAAGUGUCAAGCGUAUGGUGUCGCUUGCAACUACGGUAGCGAUGCACCUAACGAGCUUCGACAUGCUGGGGAGUCUGCUUUCGCCAUCCAACCCGCUAUGCCUCUGCCGAGCGAAGUACCGGCCAUACAAGAUCUUCCAGGACGACAGUUAGACUUUCAACUUCCGCCGACGCCUCCUACCGAGUCCAUUCUGAAUCUGCUCAACUUUCCUCUCGCGCUCCACGAAACCGACGAGGUCUAUCGCCUCACCGAGCAAGAUCUGGACCGAUUGCAAAGGUUCCAGGACCGGACUGUACUCACAGUAGGCACUGCACAGACAACUCACAUCUAUAGGGAUGUCAUCCUCAAGCUUGGUUGUGAACAUUCAUUUCUCACCCACAUCAUUCUGGCGUUGGUGCUUAUGCAUGACCGAUAUCUGUCGGCAGACCCAUGGCAACCGCCCAUGACCGAAGAGACUUUUCAUCAUUACCACGGCACCGCUAUAUUCAACAAGGUAUUGUCCCAACCGAUGCCGCACGAGGUGAAAGACGCCAUGUGGGGAUGUGCAGCGCUCCUGGGUUGCCUUACGCUGGCCUCGGUUGACGCCUCCAAGCCUGAGGAGUCCUGGCCACUGAAGCCGGAUGGGCUUAACGAUCUAGACUGGCUACGGAUGAGUGACGGGAAGAAAGAGGUGUGGCGUAUCGCAAAUCCUCUUCGUGAAGAUAGUGUCUGGCGGCCGGUCAUGACGCACGUCCACAGCAAUGACGCCACGCCAGUCGCUGACAGACCGGAAUUGAAUCAUUUAAUACCCGCCAUGACUCGACUUUACAGCUUCGACGAAUCUGCGAACGCUGAAGGGGAUCCCUACCACACUGCCACUUCCAUCAUACUGCGUCUGUUGCCGAUACAGUGCACGCAUGGAACGAUUAUGUACUUCUUGUCAUUCCUAGGCCAUAUGAACCCGGACUACCGUUUGCUACUGCACCAGAAGGACCACCGAGCAAUGCUAUUGCUGGCGUGGUGGUAUGCAAAGAUGAUGGACUACCCUGUAUGGUGGUUGCAAAGGCGGGCCACCAUAGAAUGCAAAGCUAUCUGCAUCUACCUUGGAAGGAGGUAUAUCCCGCAGUCAGAUGUGGGAAGGUUACUUGAUUUUCCUAAGAUGAUGUGCGGCUUUGCUAUAAGCGGCGCCUUCGGGCAACAAGUAGACGAAGCGAGGUCGUCUGCACGUUUGAGAUCUUGA
Molecule: messenger RNA, 1423 nt
Organism: Baudoinia panamericana UAMH 10762
Lineage: Eukaryota; Fungi; Ascomycota; Dothideomycetes; Mycosphaerellales; Teratosphaeriaceae
Exons: 3
Coding region: 83-1423 (446 amino acids)
Biological process (GO): regulation of transcription by RNA polymerase II
Molecular function (GO): DNA-binding transcription activator activity, RNA polymerase II-specific; zinc ion binding
Source: RefSeq, a predicted model, not a curated record